Messenger RNA from Lactuca saligna, 345 nucleotides. The record is from the annotation of a GenBank genome assembly. Lineage: Eukaryota; Viridiplantae; Streptophyta; Magnoliopsida; Asterales; Asteraceae.
AUGGAUUCUAUUAAUCCUGGUGAAUGGGAGCAAUACUACCUUCGCCUACUUUUAUUACAUGUUACUGGCACUACAUGUUUUGAAGAUCUCUACACAGUUAACAAUGUAAAACACCCAACAUUCCGAAAAGCUGCUCUUGAAAGAGGGUUAAAAGAGCCCGAUGAUGGUUUAUCACAAUGUCUUGUAGAGACAUGUUUCUUUCGAUUUCCCAAUGUUGUUAGAAGGCUGUUCGCAAUGAUAUUGAGUUUUUGUGCGCCAAGAGAUGUUCAUAGGUUAUGGGAUGAUCAUUAUAAUGCUCUUACAGAGGAUUAUAGGCGACAAUACAAAAGUGUUGAGAGAGUCUAG